This is a messenger RNA of Zophobas morio, 1164 nucleotides long. Its product is annotated as putative odorant receptor 59c. The record is from RefSeq and is a predicted model, not a curated record. The coding region runs from base 1 to 1164 and encodes 387 amino acids. Gene Ontology annotation, biological process: detection of chemical stimulus involved in sensory perception of smell; sensory perception of smell. Gene Ontology annotation, molecular function: olfactory receptor activity; odorant binding. Gene Ontology annotation, cellular component: plasma membrane. Lineage: Eukaryota; Metazoa; Arthropoda; Insecta; Coleoptera; Tenebrionidae. The transcript has 5 exons.
AUGUACCCCUACUACAGACCCCCAGUCGACCAAAUCCUCCACCUCUUCACCUUCAACGGAAUCAACCCUCUGAAAAAAUCCCUCGCCGCCACUCUCCUAGUCACACUCGAACUCACCUCGAUCACCACCACCAUGCUGCUGAUUUUCACCCAGUUCUUCUACAGCGACUUCUCCAUGAAGCUCUUCGUGGACUCCGUCGAAUCCCUCUUCACCACGUCCCAGCUCCUAGUCAAGCUCACGACGUUCGUCGUCAAGAAGCGCGAAAUCAAAAUCCUGCUGGUGCAGAUUUCGAGCUUCUGGAGUCUGAGCCAGUUCGACCAGAAGUUCAGACAGGAGUGUUUGGGGCACUUGAAGUAUAUCAAGUCGACGGUGAAGAUGUUCAUCGUUCUGUGUGCUAGUGUGAUGGUGUUCUUUAUGUUUAGUCCGGUGUUUGCAGACAGACUAGCGAUUAUUUGCUACGUUCCGGAAUUCAUGCCCAGAUGGGUUUUCGUGGUUUAUAAUAGCUGGGUUUUCGGGUAUAUUGGUAUGGGGGUGGUGGCUUUCGACUCGUUUGUUUGUACCAUGAUUUUUAUGCUGCAUUUGCAAUAUAAGUUGUUGAACGAGAAAAUUUGCCUGAUGAGGUUGGAGGAGGUGCGAAACGUGGAUGACGAGAGGGUGUGUUUGCAGGAUUUGAGGAGUAUAAUACAAUUUUUAAAACAGCUGAAUUCGAUUUUAGGGAUCACCUCUUUUAUACAGUUCAUCCUGUAUAUAAUUUCGAUGUGUUUUGAAAUGUAUUUGGUGUCUAAAGGGUGCGAGUAUUUUUUUUUUUUGAUUGAUUUAAAUAUAACUGUCUUGGUUUUUAGGUCUGUGAAUCUGGAAAGUCUCAAGUCGUUGUUUUAUAUAACAACGCUUUCGUUUGAAAUGAUGCUGUGCUUUUGCAUUCCUUCUACUUAUUUGACGUCUGAGGCAUCCAAAACUCUCCAAGUUACCUACGAUACCAAAUGGUACGAAUGUAGGUCGACUUCGAUCCAGAAGAACAUCGUCAUAAUGAUGCUCAAAGGACAACAAAAAGCUGCUUUAUGGGCUGGCAACAUGUUUGUAUUCAAUUUAGAAACAGCAACUGAAGCAUUUAAAAAAACACUCUCAUUUUACACAUGCUUGAAAACGAUAGGAGAAACUACUUAA